This is a messenger RNA of Closterium sp. NIES-67, 841 nucleotides long. NCBI's taxonomy places the organism in Eukaryota, Viridiplantae, Streptophyta, Zygnematophyceae, Desmidiales, Closteriaceae. The record is from the annotation of a GenBank genome assembly.
UCAUACCGAUCGUCGUUCGUUGCUACCGUCGUACCGUGUAGCCGUCGUACUGUCAUACCGAGCCUGUUUCUGCAUUUCCGUGUUCACUCUCUACCGCAGCCGUUCUAGACGGCGCCGCGCGGUCUCUAGUUUCUCGCCUCCCGCUUCUCUCUUUCCGCUCUUCGCUUCUCUGCACCGUAGUCCUUCUCCGCGCAUCUUUGCCGGUGAACCGGGACCCCGCGCUAUUGCCUGGACGCGGGGUGGCGGGCGCGGAAGCGCCGGAGGCAGCAGCACUGGCGUUGAGCGCGCCGAACCUGAACGGCGGGGAGGCGGCGGCGCCGUCGCCGCGAACAGCGGCGAAGAACGACGGCGAAGGGUUCGUUAAGUUACUUCGGCGCGAGGGAAAGAUGGGAACGGUGAGGGGAAAGGAGACACGGGGAAUAUGGAUCUGGGUUCUGACUAUGGCGCCUACUCCUGGUCGCGAUAUUGACACUUCCGACAGCAGCAGCAAGGGCGCGCGAGAAGGGGGGAGGGGGGGAAGGCGGGAGGGAGAAUCAGCAGCAGCAGCAGACGGUAUCCCGCAUUAAGCAGAAAGCGGCGGAGAAUAAUCAGCGGGCGGAGUUGCGCAACGCCGCGGUUCUCCGCUCGCUCUCCGCCACCUGCGCGGAACAGUGUUGUGCUCAGCAGUGGGCGCGGCUGCUCCCCGCGCUACUGCCGGCCGUGCGCUACGGUCGGUUCCCGCCGGCCCUGAAGGGCUUCCGCGGAGUGGCCACGCACUGUCUGUUGGUCGCGGUGUCAGUGGCGGCGGCGAAAGCGGUAGAUGCACGGCCGAGGGAGCGCGAGCUGGACCUGUGCGCCGUGA